UCCGUCCAGCUCGGAGCUGCCCGGCGCCCCAGCCGCCCGGCUGGCCGGCCGCUCCUGCCCGCGGCGCAGAUGGCUGUGCGCGGCGCCAACACCUUGACGCCCUUCUCCAUCCAGGCGAUCCUCAACAAGAAAGAGGAGCGAGGCGUACUGCCCGUGCCGGAGGGGCGCCCGGUACCCGGGGGCACACCGGUAGCAGUGGCUGGGGCGCCCGCGGUCUGCUGCUGGCGGCUCUUUGGGGAGACAGACGCGGGCGCGCUGGUCGGCGCCGAGGACUCUCUGCUGGCGUCGCCUGCUGGGACUAGAACCGCUGCGGGGCGGACCGCGGAGAGCCCGGGCGGCUGGGACUCCGACUCCGCGCUGAGCGAGGAGAACGAGGGCGGACGGCGCUGCGCGGACGCGCCGAGGGCCAGUCGGACCAGCCGUGCGGGAGGGACCCUGGGCCUCAUCCAGCCGGUCUGCGAGCUGCCCGCCGCCAAGGACCUGGACGAGGAAGCCGCGGGCCAGAGCGACAGCGAGAUGUCCGCCAGCGUCUCAGGCGACCGCAGCCCGAGGGCAGAGGACGACAGUGUCGGACCCGAAGGCGCACGCGUGCCAGCGCUGUGUAGCGGGGCGGGCGGCGGCAGCAGUGGCGUUGGGCCGGCGGGCGGCGCGGAGGAGGAGGAGCCCGUGGCGCCUAAGCCACGCAAGAAGCGCUCGCGGGCCGCCUUCUCCCACGCGCAGGUCUUCGAGCUGGAGCGCCGCUUCAACCACCAGCGCUACCUGUCGGGGCCAGAGCGCGCCGACCUGGCAGCGUCGCUGAAGCUCACCGAGACGCAGGUGAAGAUCUGGUUCCAGAACCGUCGAUACAAGACCAAGCGCCGGCAGAUGGCUGCCGACCUGCUGGCCUCCGCGCCCGCGGCCAAGAAGGUGGCGGUGAAGGUGCUGGUGCGCGACGACCAGAGACAGUACCUGCCCGGCGAGGUGCUGCGGCCACCCUCACUGCUGCCACUGCAGCCCUCCUACUAUUACCCUUACUACUGCCUCCCCGGCUGGGCACUCUCCACGUGUGCGGCUGCCGCGGGCACCCAGUGAGCCGGCCUGGGGCGAGGCAGC
Molossus molossus (Pallas's mastiff bat) is the source of this 1092-nucleotide messenger RNA. RefSeq names its product NK3 homeobox 2 (gene NKX3-2). Gene Ontology annotation, molecular function: DNA-binding transcription factor activity, RNA polymerase II-specific; RNA polymerase II cis-regulatory region sequence-specific DNA binding. Gene Ontology annotation, biological process: regulation of transcription by RNA polymerase II; cell differentiation. Bases 70 to 1071 code for a protein of 333 amino acids. The transcript is spliced from 2 exons. NCBI's taxonomy places the organism in Eukaryota, Metazoa, Chordata, Mammalia, Chiroptera, Molossidae. The record is from RefSeq and is a predicted model, not a curated record. Gene Ontology annotation, cellular component: nucleus.